AGUUGAUUGGAGCGCAUUUUGUUGUCUUUGUACAGAGAAGAGUGGAGUCUGGUCACGCAAUUGUGUGUCUUCCCUCUUCCCCCGAAUCCUUUCAAAAUUCCCUCCCGAACCUUUCCCCCUUCUACCCUCUAAACCCUACCCCUCCCCUGAACGCGUCGGCAGGGUUCGAGCAGGCUUAACAUCAGUGACCAAAGAGCAUACAGCGGAUCCAGGUAGAUCUCCAAAGCACAGGGAUGGACUCUGGCGUGAUUGAAGGUGGACUCAAUGUCACUCUCACCAUCAGGCUCCUCAUGCAUGGUAAAGAGGUUGGCAGCAUUAUCGGGAAGAAAGGUGAAUCUGUGAAGAAGAUGCGAGAGGAGAGUGGUGCUCGCAUCAACAUUUCUGAAGGGAACUGCCCAGAGAGAAUCAUCACUUUGGCAGGGCCCACAACUGCCAUCUUCAAAGCCUUCUCCAUGAUCAUUGACAAACUCGAAGAGGACAUCAGCAGCUCCAUGUCCAAUAGUACAGCCACCUCUAAGCCCCCUGUCACACUGCGCAUUGUUGUGCCUGCCAGCCAGUGUGGCUCUCUCAUUGGCAAAGGUGGCUGCAAGAUCAAAGAGAUCAGGGAGUCAACGGGAGCUCAGGUACAAGUGGCAGGAGACAUGCUGCCUAACUCCACUGAAAGAGCCAUUACCAUUGCUGGGACGCCGCUGUCCAUCAUUGAGUGUGUCAAACAGAUCUGUGUGGUCAUGCUGGAGUCUCCCCCCAAAGGUGUCACCAUCCCGUAUCGACCUAAACCCUCAGGUUCGCCUGUUAUCUUCGCUGGAGGACAGGCAUAUGCGGUGCAGGGACAGCAUGCCAUUCCCCAACCUGAUCUCACUAAACUUCACCAAUUGGCAAUGCAGCAAAGCCCAUUUCCUUUGGCCCCAAGCAGUCAGGGCUUCACUGCUGGGAUUGAUGCCACCGCACAGACUGGCUCUCAUGAACUGACCAUUCCAAAUGACUUGAUUGGCUGCAUCAUUGGCCGUCAAGGUGCCAAGAUAAACGAGAUCCGUCAGAUGUCAGGAGCGCAGAUCAAGAUCGCCAACCCUGUUGAGGGCUCCAAUGAUCGCCAAGUUACCAUCACCGGCUCCCCUGCAAGCAUCAGCCUGGCCGAAUACCUCAUUAAUGCUAGACUCUCUUCUGAGGCAACAGGACUGGCUGCAAACUGAUCUUCUCAAAUGCCGCAUCUCCAUUAGACAGUUACCCCCCACCCCCAACUUCACAUACACACACGUGCACACACUCACUUUCUGUGCAAAAAAAAAGAAAAAAAAAGGCAACCAAGUAUUCUCAACCUAGCUUUUGUCCUCACCCACCCGAGCUGUGCUUCAUAAAUAUAUGCUUCAUGAAUAUAUUUUCUGGAAGUAAAUAUGCAUAGGUAUUUUAUUUAUUUAUUUCAUGGACGUGUUUUUAAAAUCCCUUUGCUUAUAGUUUUUAACACUUUUGGUUUUCAAUGUAUAUCCUGUUGUACACAUUAAGAUUUGAAAGUAAUGGGGAAAAUCUGAAAAGACAAAUAUCCAGUUUUUUUGUUGUCAGAUUUUUCUUACAAAACACAUGGAAAAAAAAAAUAAAAAAACAGUAACAGAUGAUAAAUCCACAGCUUUUUCCCUGUAUCAUACAAAUUUGUCUAUUUAUUUUAAUUUAUAUCUAGGAAAUAUUUUGGGUUUGGAUGAAUUUGAGCAGACAAGCUCAUCGCCUGUUACCUGAUUCUGUUUUGUUUUUGUUUUUCCCCCUCGCCUUUUGUUAUCCGUCACCAGUUGUAGGGUGUUUCAGUGGACUUCAGACUGCAGUGGUUUUGUUGAUUUUUGUUGGUCAAAUAUUUUGUCAUUCCUGUAUGUUUUAUAUACUUUUUUUUUCCCCAGAAGUUGAAGGCCAUUUUGAUAAAGGGAUGGGUAAGAGUGUCUUGGACGUUUCUGAUAAAUUGAUAAAUAUUACUGAUAUAAUAAUGAGUUGAAAAUAUUUCUUUUAAACAGAGAGAAUAUUUUUUUUAACCUAUUGGGGUGGGGAGCCUGCAAAGGAUUCCAAACUGACUCAUUGUUUAUAUGGUGCGACUGAUUAAUCAACUAGAAGGAUCAUUCUAGAAGUAACACUAGUUUCCUCUUUUCUCUAUUUGCUUGGUUAAAAUUUUUAUUUUGUAAAGGAGAACCUAAAACCUUUUUUGUGCACGUUUUCAGAAUAUUGUAGAUUUGAAGUGCAACAGGAAUGAAGAAUUAUAAAUGCAAAUUAAAAUGAUGUGAAAUGCUGAAACAACUAAAA
Colossoma macropomum (tambaqui) is the source of this 2277-nucleotide messenger RNA. It is a transcript of the gene pcbp2, whose product is annotated as poly(rC) binding protein 2. The record is from RefSeq and is a predicted model, not a curated record. The transcript has 12 exons. Gene Ontology annotation, cellular component: nucleus; cytoplasm; nucleoplasm. Gene Ontology annotation, molecular function: single-stranded DNA binding; mRNA binding. NCBI's taxonomy places the organism in Eukaryota, Metazoa, Chordata, Actinopteri, Characiformes, Serrasalmidae. Gene Ontology annotation, biological process: regulation of gene expression; regulation of RNA metabolic process. Bases 234 to 1190 code for a protein of 318 amino acids.